Messenger RNA from Colletotrichum truncatum, 1254 nucleotides. Its product is annotated as dihydrofolate synthetase fol3. The record is from RefSeq and is a predicted model, not a curated record. Gene Ontology annotation, biological process: folic acid-containing compound biosynthetic process. Lineage: Eukaryota; Fungi; Ascomycota; Sordariomycetes; Glomerellales; Glomerellaceae. Gene Ontology annotation, cellular component: mitochondrion; cytosol; cytoplasm. Gene Ontology annotation, molecular function: dihydrofolate synthase activity; ATP binding; tetrahydrofolylpolyglutamate synthase activity.
AUGGCCAUGAAAGGCAUCAGCCUUGGCCUCCACCGGAUUUCGAGGGCCCUUGAAGGCGUUCCUCAGAUAUGGGAAGCCAUUCAUGUCGCCGGAACCAAUGGUAAGGGCUCGACUUGCACAUACCUGUCGGCUCUUUGCAGGUCCUUCGGCAUUUCAAACGGUCUCUUCACCUCGCCCUAUUUGGUUGAGCCCCGCGAUGCCAUCAAGAUCAACGGCACGCCCGUUCAACAAGAUGUCUACAACGACGUACGGCGAAAGAUCCUAGAUGAUGAGCAAGCCCGGCUGGCGCAAGAUGCGUCCCAGGAAGCGCUCUCCAUCUUUGAAGUGACCACCCUCAUCGCUUUCGGAGUUUUUACACACGCCGACGUGCAAAUGGGAAUCGUCGAGGUUGGUCUCGGUGGCAGGCUCGAUUCGACAAAUGUUCUCAAGCGGAAAAAGGUCACCGUCAUUACCAAGAUUGGCCUCGAUCAUCAGGCCUUCCUGGGCAACACAUUGCCUGAGAUCGCCAAGGAAAAAGCCGGCAUCAUGAUGUCCGGCGUGCCUUGCGUCGUCGAUGGCAGCAACCCGCCCGAGGUUCUCGAAGUCUUCCGGAAGCAUGCCCAGAGCGUAUCGGCGCCUCUGCACCUUACCACGGACCAGACUGGCCUGCUGGAAACGCUCUACCGGUCCGAGCUAAUGCCGCAUCAGGCCCAGAAUAUGGCUUGCGCCAUCACGGCUUUCCAGCUUGCCUAUCCCCAUUUGAAUCUCUCGGCUGAGCAGGCUCUGCCAAUUUUGAAAGAUGUCAGCCAUCUAGGUAGACUAUCAUGGUUAGACAUCGGCAAGAAAUACCCAUUGCGGAGAGAGAAGCCUAUCCUAAUUGAUGGCGCUCACAAUCCGCAGUCUGCAGAGACACUCUCUACCUUUGUCGAGCGGCGUUUGCGAGUUGCAGAUAAGCCCAUCACUUGGAUAGUAUCAGUUUCUAAACAAGAUGGAAAGGAUGCUGGAGGUAUGUUUCGCACCUUGCUGAAGCCUGGCGACAAUGUCGCCUGCGUCCCUUUCUCUCGACGAGAGACGAUGCCUUGGGUUGAGCCUCUACCUCCUGCUACAUUGCGAGAUAUGGCAUCUGAUGCUGGCGCAAAAGAGCUGUUUGACGGGGAAGAAGACCUCAUUGCUGCUAUGAAAUGGGCAGUUGACUGUGCGGGAAAUGGGCCUAUUGUAGUUACCGGUAGUCUUUAUCUUAUUGGAGAUGUGUAUAGGGCUUAUGGAGAGACAUGA